CUCGGCACAGAUUUGUCAGGGCUGUGGUUUCAGAAAUUGGCAGUUCAGAUGAAUGAUUUAAAAUUGAAACGUGUAUCGUUCAAACAUUGCCGACGCUUUCACCCUAUUCAAAAACUUUUCACUCCUUACCGUAAUCAGCUCCUCCAGGGCUUUGUCGGUUUCUUUCCACUUUACUUCAAUUUCUUGAGAUUUUCUGAGCUUUUGGGGUCUUCCCGUCUUUGGAAACUGAAUUGGUUUGAGUUUUUCUGGGUCUUUUUCAUAGCUCAUAGCUUUUGGUUUGGAUUUGGACUGAAUUCCGCAUUUGGACGGAAGCUGAGAAAAGUCAAAUCCAUAAUUGAAGAAUGAAUAAAGCUAAAGUAAAGCGCCGAGUGGGUAAAUAUGAGGUGGGAAGAACAAUUGGCGAAGGGACAUUCGCCAAAGUGAAAUUUGCUAGAAAUGCGGAGACUGGGGAACCCGUGGCUCUGAAGAUCCUUGACAAAGAGAAGGUUCUCAAACACAAGAUGGUCGAACAGAUCGGGCGGGAAAUAUCAACAAUGAAGUUGAUAAAACAUCCAAAUGUCAUUCGAUUAUAUGAGGUAAUGGGGAGCAAGACGAAGAUAUUCAUUGUUAUGGAGUUUGUUACCGGGGGAGAACUUUUUGAUAAGAUAGUAAACCAUGGACGGAUGAGGGAAGAUGAAGCCCGCAGAUAUUUCCAGCAGCUUAUUAAUGCCAUUGAUUAUUGCCAUAGCAGGGGCGUUUAUCAUAGAGACCUCAAGCCAGAAAACUUGCUGUUGGAUGCUUAUGGAAACCUUAAAGUGUCUGAUUUUGGAUUCAGUGCUCUGUCCCAACAAGUCAGGGAUGAUGGCCUGCUUCACACUAGCUGUGGAACACCAAAUUAUGUUGCUCCUGAGGUCCUUAACGAUAGAGGCUAUGAUGGAACAACUGCAGACUUGUGGUCAUGUGGAGUGAUACUCUUCGUAUUGCUUGCAGGUUACUUGCCUUUUGAUGAUUCUAAUCUUAUGAACCUGUAUAAAAAAAUUUCGGCUGCUGAAUUUAAUUGCCCUCCUUGGCUCUCUUUUAAUGCCAUGAAAUUAAUAACACGAAUCUUGGAUCCCAAUCCAAUUACUCGUACUACCAUUCCUGAAAUUUUGGAAGAUGAAUGGUUUAAGAAAGACUAUAUGCCUCCUGUGUUCGACGAAAAGGAUGAUACAAAUUUCAAUGAUGUAGAAGCCGUCUUUAAAGAUUCAGAAGAGCACCAUGUGACAGAGAAGAGGGAAGAACAACCAGCAGCUAUGAAUGCAUUUGAUCUGAUUUCAAUGUCAAAGGGGCUAAACCUUGCGAAUUUGUUUGAUGUUGAACAGGAAUUUAAGAGAGAAACAAGAUUCACAUCUAAAUGCCCUGCCAAUGAGAUCAUCAGUAAGAUUGAAGAAGCCGCAAAGCCUCUUGGUUUUGAUGUACACAAGAAAAACUACAAGAUGAGGCUUGAAAAUAUGAAAGCUGGGAGAAAGGGAAAUCUUAAUAUUGCUACAGAGAUAUUUCAAGUGGCACCUUCUCUUCACGUGGUUGAAGUGCGAAAAGCAAAAGGAGACACUUUGGAGUUUCAUGAGUUUUAUAAAAAGCUCUCAACCCGCCUGGACGAUGUUGUUUGGAAAACUGAGGAAGACAUGCAAGAAAUGAAGUAGAUUCCAGUGUCUUCCACUUCAAAGUGUUGUGUCCAUAAGAAUUGGUUUACUUGCAAAAUGUUCAAUAGUU
This is a messenger RNA of Juglans regia (Persian walnut), 1731 nucleotides long. RefSeq names its product CBL-interacting serine/threonine-protein kinase 3-like. NCBI's taxonomy places the organism in Eukaryota, Viridiplantae, Streptophyta, Magnoliopsida, Fagales, Juglandaceae. The coding region runs from base 342 to 1661 and encodes 439 amino acids. The record is from RefSeq and is a predicted model, not a curated record. Gene Ontology annotation, biological process: signal transduction; protein phosphorylation. Gene Ontology annotation, molecular function: ATP binding; protein kinase activity. The transcript is spliced from 15 exons.